ACUGUUCUCCAAACAUCCACGGCUUGUGAUAAUCCCCACCUAUAUGAUCGAUGGAUUUCACAAACCCAAACCUAAGUUCAUCCAAUGGCUUCAGGAUGGGGAGAGUUGGCAACAUGUGCAACAUCGACUUCAGCCAGGAUGUUAUAUUCAUCCCAGUGCUGUAUGGCAUCUUCUUCACUCUUGGAGUCCCCCUGAACCUGCUGGCUCUGUUUGGUCUUCACCGCCUGAUUAAGUCCAACAAUGUCCUCCCGGUGUAUUUGAUCAACCUGCUUAUCUCCAAUCUCCUCCAGCUGCUGAUGCUUCCUCUGUGGAUAGAUUACUACAGGAGGGGGCACAGCUGGCUCUAUGGUCCCACAGCCUGCCGCGGGAUGCAUUUUAUCUUCUACGUCACCAUCUAUGCCAGCAUAAUGUUCAUGUGCGCCAUCGCAGUGGAGCGGCACUUUGCCAUCGCGCGGCCGAUGAAGUUCCAGGCCAUGCGUAGCCUUAAGUACACCCGCUGGGUGGCACUGGGCAUUUGGAUGGUGGUGGCCUUGCCCCCUUCCAUUGCCCUGAAAUCCUUGUUCACUACCUCUCAGAACUCCACCCUCUGCAUUGAGAAGUACCCAUCUGAGGAGGGGUUCAUAACGUACCGUCUGGUCACCCUGGUCCUCUCCUUCUUCCUCCCCCUUAGUUUCAUCGUCAUCCUCCACAGGAAGACCCUGCAGGCUCUGAAAGGGGUGGUCUCUCUAGCCCAACGGGAAAAGAGGCAAAUCCGUGGCCUGCUGGCCCUGCUGGUCAUGGUAUUUGUGGUGGUGCUGGGGCCCUACCACCUUGUUGGUUGUGUGAAGUAUGUGGGACUACUGUUCCACUCCAUGCCAUGCCAAUGGGAAAAGGCCGUGUUCCUGCCUUACCAGGUUGGUAGAGUGCUGCUUAGCAUCAACAGCCUCCUGGAUCCCGUAUUUUACAUUUUCCUCCGUGGCGACUUCAGAGAGGCUGUCUGCAGGUAUCUGCCCUGUCUGAGGAGAGUUCGGUGGUUCACAAGCCAGGAAAGGUCCUCAGAACAGAGGGAGCGACCCACAAACUCCACGCAAGACUCUGAUCUGUGAAAAACAAGUGUUCACGGAGUUGUACAUUGUUCAGUCCUUUUUACUUGCAUGGUUUUUAAAGAGCAAUCUCAUCUGGAGAGCUGGGUACAGGUUUUUGUAUUGGUAAAGCACUUUUUAUGUUGAUUUGUGUUUUGGUGCUGAUUCUACACAUUAAGGUCUUAAUUGAAGACCAUGGUUAGUUAAUUAGUUUAAUAGCACUGGGAUAAAACCAAAACGUGCACAUUACAUUACAUUACGUGGCAUUUAGCAGACGCUCUUAUCCAGAGCGACGUACAACAAAGUGCAAAUCAAGUGCACCCACACUGGCCCUUUUUACAUAAGAUUACACACAGUAUGUGAGAUAUCUGUAUGCUAAAACCUAUAAUGGUAGAAAUCACUGAACUGGAAUUUCAUUGUGUUUUACAAGAUUCAGUCAUUUUAAAUGUAGUUCCUGAUUAUGAAAUCUAUUCUUUCAACAUUUCUGACAGAUCUUCAAUUCAUAGCUCACAGUUUUGUUUUGAAAAGAAUCUCCUCAAAUCUCCAGAAACUAUGGCAGGUCAAGAGUGACAAUCCCCUCUCCGUAACAUAGACAUGUACGUGGGCGUGUCUGAAACAAUAUUUUUUAUAUUUUAUAUAUUUAAUUCCCUAUCCUUUUUUUGAGUAGUUUGAGGCAUUGCUUACAUUGCUGUAUGCCUGACAGCCCCACACACAUUUUGUGUGAAUACACACACACACACAUGCAGACAUGCAGGUGCACACACACACACACACACACACACACACUUUGGCUGUUUGAAUUCUUGUGAGGAAAUGGUGUGAAAUUUAGCACAACACAUUACAACAUAUACUGUUUAACCAUUACUGUGAUAGCAACACUGAGACUGUUCUCCAAACAUACAAGGCUUGCGAUAAUUACCUCCUGUAUCAUAAACACUCUUUUUGAGGCAGGUGUGGACAUGUCAGUGAGUCUUGUCUGCAGAAGGCUUCAUGAACAGAACUGCAGAAGCUACACUGCAAGAUGCAAACCUGUAGUUUGCCGAAAAAACAGGAUGGCAGGACAGAACAGGAUGUGUAGGUAAAAAAGCCUGCAGAGUUCUGGAAAAUGUCUUGUGGACCAAUGAGAGCAAGAUUCACUUGUAUCAGAGUGAUGCCAAGAGCAUUGUGUGGAAGCUAAAAUGAACUGCCCAAGAUCCAAAGCACCCCCCCUCCUGCCCCAUCUGUGUAACAUGGUGGCCGAGGUCUUAUGGGUUGCACACGUAUCCACAGAAACUGGCACACUUUGCUUCAUUGCUGAUGGAACAGCUGAGAGCAGAAUCCAAAUUAUUAAGUUCAACCAAACACCUCCAAACUCAUUGAUAACAGAUGAAUUUGACCCCAAACCCAAGCUCCUCCAAUGGCUUCAGCAUGGGGGGAGUUGGCAACAUGUGCAACAUCGACUUCAGCCAGGAUGUUAUAUUCAUCCCAGUGCUGUACGGCAUCUUCUUCACUCUUGGAGUCCCCCUGAACCUGCUGGCUCUGUUUGGUCUUCACCACCUGAUUAAGUCCAACAAUG
Conger conger (European conger) is the source of this 2616-nucleotide messenger RNA. RefSeq names its product G-protein coupled receptor 4-like. Gene Ontology annotation, biological process: G protein-coupled receptor signaling pathway. Bases 51 to 1085 code for a protein of 344 amino acids. The record is from RefSeq and is a predicted model, not a curated record. Lineage: Eukaryota; Metazoa; Chordata; Actinopteri; Anguilliformes; Congridae. The transcript is spliced from 4 exons. Gene Ontology annotation, molecular function: G protein-coupled receptor activity. Gene Ontology annotation, cellular component: membrane.